Molecule: messenger RNA, 1094 nt
Organism: Chondrus crispus (carragheen)
Lineage: Eukaryota; Rhodophyta; Florideophyceae; Gigartinales; Gigartinaceae
Exons: 4
Coding region: 1-318 (105 amino acids)
Source: RefSeq, a predicted model, not a curated record
AUGGACCUGUCACGUGCAGAAGUACGUGCCCUGUGCUUGUUUCCUGACGGACCACGCACUGUAACGAAAGGAGUAAAGAACGCGACUAGCGACCCACUGGGCCGCUCCAAAAAAAGAAAAAUUUCUUGGGACGCACAGCAGCUUCCGGUUUUCUUCCUCUUCCUUUCCAAGUGGGGUGAGGGAGUGCAGUGCACUGAUGCUGCGUUAGUCACGGCUCUGCUAGUCCAACUUUCUUCCUGCCUUCCAGAACCUUUUACUUACAGAAGGGGCGUUCCAGCAUGGCGGAAGACAGUCCGGCUGCGCGUAUGCGAGCCUUGAUGAGCAGAUUUGAGGAGAAAAAGGAAGAACCAGCUCCUCCACCCAAAGAGCGAUUCCAGAGCACCUUGGACGCGCCGCGUCCCGAAUUGAAUACAGAGGCAAAAUCUGCAAGAGUGCGAAGUGUAACCCGUGUUGCGGCACAAGUUGCCGACGACCCGAAGGCGCGACGGUCCGUGCCUCAAAUCGUGGCAGGAGACACCGACGAGGAGCGCGAGCUGAAACGCAAAAUUCAAGCAAAGGAACAAGAAAUCAUGAACAUGGCCGGGAAGCUCACUAGCAUUGCUGAGCGCCUCGACAGUGUCGUCGAGACUUUUCAUGCCUCAAUCGUCGAAACUUCCGAGGAAGCUACCCCUGUUCCAGUCUCAAGUGCUUCGAGGGCAACGGCUUUCGAUGAGACUGCGGAGAAGAAGGCUCAGGAGGCACAGGAGGCGUCUAACACGAAGACUACUAGUUCUUCUCCCGGUGCAACGUCGCUGGAAGCCAUACUGGCGGCUGCUCGUGCGGGUGGAGGGAAAACUCGCGUUAAGAGCGAAACACCAAAGUAUUCCAAACUUUUGCGAGACUUGAAGUAGAUGCCGAUGUAGUAGCUUCACGUCAACUUUCAACAUGAUACCAAAGCUUAACUUGCGCUCAUUUGCUUUCGAAAUCGAUACCUUUAAGUCGAAACUCUUGCGGAUAUGGAGGUACCCGGAGCCCCAAAUGGUCGAAAUACUAUCGAUGCAGUGCCAUCUCGUAUUGUCUUACGAGGUUGUAAAGGGAAGUGGCAAGUGAUUUGU